UAACAGCCAGGCAUAGUUGCUAUAGUACCACCCAAUUUGUAGUUCCAUGGCCUCAUUACAUGAGAGGAUUCUUGUUACGCUGCUCUCUUUGUUAAUGUUAGUGGCCGCAACAACAACAUUGCUAGCAGCGGCGCAGACCCUAGUGCCGUCUCCUCAAGCCAAGCCAGGAUGCCGAGAGAAGUGCGGUGGUCUCACAAUCCCAUACCCGUUUGGCCUAGGCGAAGCUUGUUCCAUGCGACCCGAGUUCACCAUCACUUGCGAUGAAUCCACCACAGCACCCCAUCAGCAAACUUUACAAACAGUACCUUCACCUUUCCCAUCACCAUUACUAACUUUUCCCUUGUUGACGGUGAGUUACAAGUAAUGCAGGAGAUAGCCAGAAAUUGCUAUGACGAGGAGGGUUACAGUACAAACAGCAGCAGUUCACUCGAGCUGCCUCCUUCUUACACCAUCUCAACCAAAAACAACUUCUUUACCCUUGGCUGUAACGUUUUAGCAGUCUAUCUGCAGGGUGUGGAUGUGGGCUACCAAACCGGAGUAAAUGUGGCCUUAUGUACGGAUAUUCUUGGCAAGGAAUUGACCGAGUCUUGCAUCGGCGUUGGGUGCGCCCAAACUUCCAUCCCUAGUGGACUGCAAAACAUUUCAAUUGCAGUGGCUUCACUUAACGACGGCUAUAACGCGAGUGAUCCCUGGGUAUCAAACUACAAGUGCAGCUACGCUUUCAUCGUUGAAGAAGGCAACUUCACAUUCGCACCGAAAACAAGUUUUCAACAACUGAAUACAACAAUUCAGCAGCUUCCGGUGGCUGUUAAUUGGGCAAUCGGGGACGAGCCAUGUGAAGUAGCGAAGAACCUAACUGAUUAUUCGUGCAAAGAGAAUACAAUUUGUGUCGACCGGAGUACCAUCACUAAUGAGACGGCUGCAGGUUACAUUUGCCGGUGCUUGCCAGGCUACGAAGGGAACCCAUACCUCGGUUGUCGAGAUAUCGAUGAGUGCGCGACCUCAUCAAGCGACCCCUGCACGAAUGGAAAGUGCGUAAAUUCUCCAGGAAAUUACUCGUGUAAAUGUAAUAAAGGCUUCAGCAACCAAGAUCACAGGACUUGCAUCUCAUAUUCCUGGUCAAACAACACUUCCCUAAAAAUAUCAUUAGGUGUCAGUAUAAGCUUCUUGGUUUUAGUGGUCUUGAUUUCGUGGAUAUAUUGGGAAAUGAACAAAAGAAGGCUCAUCAAACUCAAAAAGAAGUACUUCAAAGAAAACGGUGGCUUAACAUUACAACAACAACUCGCUAGUCAUGGAGGAGCCGUGGAAACAGCAAAAAUCUUUACAGCGGAAGAACUUGAGAAGGCGACAAACAAUUACCAUGCAGAUGAGAUUCUUGGUGAAGGAGCCUAUGGAACAGUUUACAAAGGAACUCUACCUGAUAAGAAAGUUGUUGCCAUAAAAAAAUCAAAAAUUGGCGCCCCAACUCAAAGUGAGCAGUUCGUUAAUGAGGUUAUCGUUCUCUCUCAAAUCAACCACAGAAAUGUAGUAAAACUAUUGGGUUGUUGUUUCGAGACUGAAGUGCCUUUACUAGUUUAUGAGUAUAUUACCCAUGGCACUCUUUUUGAGCAUAUAUUCAAUAAGGGAAAAGGAUCACCGCUUUCAUUGGAAUUACGAUUGAAGAUAGCAUCAGAAACGGCAGGGGCACUAGCUUACUUACACUCCUCUACUUCCACACCAAUCAUACAUCGAGACGUGAAAGCAACAAAUAUACUAUUAGAUGACAAUUACACGGCCAAAGUGUCCGAUUUUGGAGCUUCGCGUUUCAUUCCUUUAGAUCAAACUGAACUAGCAACACUAGUGCAAGGGACGCUUGGCUACUUGGACCCUGAAUACUUUCAUUCUAAUCAACUGACUGAAAAGAGUGACGUCUACAGCUUUGGAGUUGUCCUAGCAGAGUUAUUAACGAGCAGAGUGGCACUUUCUUUCGCUAGACCUGACGCAGAGAGAUGCCUAGCAAGUUUCUUUGUUUCUUCAGUAGAGAAAGAUUGCUUGAUUGAAAUUCUUGACGCUGACAUAGUGAAUGAGGGGAACAUAGACACAGCAGAGCAAGUUGCUUAUCUCGCAAAAAGAUGUCUAGGGAUAAGAGGGGAGGAAAGGCCUUCAAUGAAAGAAGUGGCCAUGGAGUUGGAGGGAAUGCAAAAUACAGCGAAGCAUCCAUGGCGAAAUAAUGCAAAUUUAUGUCCCGAGGAGACUGAGUACUUGCUGGGCUCACCUAUAAAUUCAGAAGCUUACAUUGUGAAUGUUAAAGGUGAUGGCGAUGAAGGUUCUAGUGGUACAACAAGUGGGUAUGACAGCAUGCAAAUUCAAAUGUUAAUGUCAUAUGAUGAUGCGCGAUGAUUCAUUACACUGAGUUUUAGAUACUUUGUUUCAAUUUGGGUCCUCAUAAAAGAAACUAUAGUAGUUUUAUCAUUUUGUGUAAGUGCUUAAUUUUAGUCGUGUGUAGGUUGAAAAAUUAUGACUUGAGAUGAGUGAGUUUCUGUUCCAACCAAGUCAUGAUAGGUUGGUUUAAAAAUGUAGAGUACCAAGUCAUGAUAUGUAGAGUACAUCCCACAUUAGACAUUUGUGACUUUGUCUAAUAAUUUAUAAACAUUUGUG
This is a messenger RNA of Rosa chinensis, 2637 nucleotides long. RefSeq names its product putative wall-associated receptor kinase-like 16. NCBI's taxonomy places the organism in Eukaryota, Viridiplantae, Streptophyta, Magnoliopsida, Rosales, Rosaceae. Gene Ontology annotation, molecular function: calcium ion binding; ATP binding; protein serine/threonine kinase activity. Gene Ontology annotation, cellular component: plasma membrane. The record is from RefSeq and is a predicted model, not a curated record. The transcript has 3 exons. Gene Ontology annotation, biological process: cell surface receptor signaling pathway; protein phosphorylation. Bases 364 to 2379 code for a protein of 671 amino acids.